UCGAAUAAGAAUUGUUUUGAUUGUGGGGAUGCGACUUUUCGGUCAUUGAUAAACUUGUGUGUUAAAUGAAAUCAACAGAUGAUAGAAAACAAUUAAUUUAAAACAAAUUUCAAGCAUGUAUUAAGAAUUUUAAAUGUUAUUUGAAUAAAUAGUGAAACAAUAUAAAAUUGUGCAAUAGCAAAAUAAAUGUGUGUUGACAUGAAAAAUCGCGCCAUCAUUUUGAUGCUCUCUGUACUCUGUUCAAAAAAGAAAAUAAAAACAAAGUAUUGAACAAGUUUCUUUUACAAAUAAAUUUUGUAUAGCUAAGAUGUUAAAAAAUAUUUACAUAAUUUAAGAUCUACAUAUGUAGAAGGAGUUUACGAAGUGAGCAUAUUAAGAAAUUUAUAUAUGUACGUGAUAAACACGGCGUAGAAGCUAAGAAGAUUAUGUAAAAAUUAUAUUGCCGUACAAUAAAUUAAGAUGUCGUUGACAAAGAAGGACCCAUCUUUGCGUGUUGCAGCUAAUGAUCCGCACUUGGUCAGCUUAGGCGGUGGUCGUUUAAGCACUGGUGUAACGAUUCAUUAUAUACCAAUAGGUGAUACAACAAUAGGUUCCUCUACCGCAUGCAAUAUAUCACUGAAUGGAAGUGGUGUACGUUCAACUCAUUGCACAAUCUAUCGCAGCGAAGAGAAUGAAGUAACUAUAGUUCCAGAAAAAGAUGCCCGCAUACUUAUUGAUAACACAAAAAUUACGCAUGAGGCGAAUUUGACGCAGGGUGCCAUGAUUACAAUUGGCAAUUCGAAUUAUUUACGUUUUAACAAUCCCGCCGAAGCGCAGAUGAUGCGUUCUGCAAUGGGUUCUAACGAAAGAAUCUCAAUGCCACAAAUCGACUUUACGCAAGUGCCGCAACGUAAUUCUGCUAAGAGUAUAGGCUCGAAUGGUGUUCCGAAUGAACAUCGACAAUCGAUGCACAUCGAAUCAUUUUACGAAACGAAUAUUAAUCCCACGAAUUAUGCACAAAUGAGCAUGUCAAUUAGUAAGGAAGCCACUAAGACGUCAAGUAAAGCCUAUAAUAAUAUGGGACCCAUCGACAUUAAUGGAUUACAUUGUCCGAAAGUAUUUACUGCCGAUUUAGUUACAGUAAAUAUGCCUGCGAAAGAUGUUCUUGGUCAAAAAUAUGCCAGUUUUGCUAAAAAUUUAGCCGAAAAUCAUCGCAAUGAUAAAAACAUCAAUAAUAAUUUGAAAAAUCAAGCUAAUAAUAUUAAAAUAAAUGCAAGUAAUCAAAAUGGCAGCGGUAAUUAUGUGAACAUUCCAAGCACCUCAAAUUACAUACAAAACACAAAUUUAAAUAUACAAAACAAUAGAGGUAGUUCUGAAUAUCUGACUAAAAUUAAUAAUGCAACACCACCGCGCAAUAACUCUUAUGUAAGCAAUCAUCAUAAUGUCACAGCAUACGAUCGGUAUCCUAAACCAGGAACUUAUGGUGGAUUACAAAUAUAUCCUAUGACCGGUGUGAAUACUGAAAUCAAUAAUGGUUCCACAAAUUCCUCGCCUAUGCAUAAAAUUUCAAGUGAAUCUGCAUCAGCUUACACCUCAAACCUCAGUCAAUCAAUAGAACAAAAGCGGAAUUUUAGCAAAUCUGAUAGCGAAUGUCUAGAAGAUAUGCUUAAAAUAUGCACCGAAUACACAGAUCGUCAAAAUCAAAGUUGUAAUAGCAUUACUUCAUCACCGAUAGUACAAAAUCGUAUCAAAACAAAUGGUUCACUACCACGUGAAAAGAAGUCCCCUUUUCAUAAUGAACAAACUCUCACCACAAAUAAUACCAAUCUAAAUACUAAAACUUAUAAUGGUACAAUAUCAGCUUCAUCUGGUUAUGAAAAUGUGCGUCUCGUCGGUCAAAAUCGUGUAGAAAUAAGCGGACAAUUAGUUGGUUCACAUUCACCAAAAACUGGCUACGAAAAUGUAGUCAUAGGCAAAUAUGUACCACAAAGUCCACGUACUAAAAUACGUACCACUUGUAUGUCUCCUAAAAAGGAGGUUUCAUUCGGUAAUCUUUUUAGUCAACCCAUCGCUCAACCAACGCAAGCUAAACUCUCCAAUCAAAAUGAGUAUGAACAACUUAUAAAAACAUUUGAAGAAAAAUUAAAGUUAGAAAUGCAAGCCAUUGCAGAGAGUAGUCGUUAUCAGCCUGGUAGCAAUUCAAAAGCUUAUUCUUCUGCAGAUCAAACACCAGCUAAGCGUAUAAAUAAAAAUAUUAAUAAUCUGACACUGAAUAUUCAACAAUCCCAUUCGUUACAAAACUCGCCAAAAUUAAGCAGAAAGCCCGCACCGGCGCCUAGAACAUUAUCCAGAGGGAACUCGGAUAGUGUGAAGAGUUUACAAAAUAUUGAAGCGACAAAGACAACAACCAUUAAUAGCACACAAGUCAAGGAUUGUAUUAAAAUUUUAGAAAAUGCGGAUCUAGAUCAACUAAAGGAAGCCCGCAAAGAUAUUUUGAUGCGAAUUCAAGACAUGAAAAAUAAAGUAUCUGAUUUACAAAAGCAAGAAGAUGAGGUGCUUAGAGAGUUGGAUAUGGAAAAAGCUCUAGUAUCUGCAGAACUUAGUGCGGUUGGUGUAUCUGUCAGUGAGUUAGAAAACCAGUUAAAAUUAUUGCAGAAUAAAAUAUAUCGUUUGGAAGCGCAACGUAAUGCAACUCGCGUUAUGGAGGAGAACCAACAAGCGAAACUAAAACAAUCAAUUGAAAUGAAGCAGGAUCAAGUUAAAAAAUUGAAAGCAAUGUUGAAACAAAAGCCUAAUAAUGAAUGUCUAAAAGAAGAGAUUCAUAAUGUUUGUGAAUCACUAGAAAAUGAUCGUAAAACGUUUGAAGACUUAGAAUUUCAAUAUCUGGAGGAAGAAUCAGAAUGGCAUGCUUAUCGAGAAGAAUUAAAUGCUGAAGAAAAAGGCUUAUCCACUAAAAUUGAAGAAAAAUGCAUCGAAUUAAAACAACUAGAGAAACAGAAUUUGACAACACAAAACUAUGCUUCCACAGAUGCUAAAGCAUUAAAUAGUAAAUUAAUUACUAUACUUAAUGAACUAAAACUUUAUCAAGAGCAACUGAAAUCUAUUGAUAAUAGUAUCUGCGACAUAACUGGACAAAUACAACCAAAUUCUUCAGAUGAUGAUGAAAAUAUCGAUGACAAACUGUCCUCAUCCACAAUAUCGCCACCAUUGCAAAGUAAUCUGGUAACUGGUGUUAUGUCACAGUCUUUAUUUGGUUCAGCAGAACUAUUGUGUCCAAAAAGAACUACAGAAGACAUUAUGUCCAAGAGUGUUAAUGAAAAUAUGUUUUAUAACAAUAGAAUUGAAUUACCAUGUGCAAAUGCUACGAGUACACCUAAGCGCACACAACUAAAAAUCAUUGAUAUAACUGAGAAUGAAUUGAAAAAUACAAGUGAUAAGCCACCGAAAUCACCACGUUUGCCAAAUGAUCCAUUGCUGCGUAUAAAGCAGAAUAUGAGUGAAAAUGAAGAUGUUGCACAAAAUGAACGAGUUAAAUUUAAUCUUUCACUUGGUAGCGAUGAUUUUGAAGUCAAUCCUUUAGAGAAACGUGUACCAUCGCAAGAUGAUAUUGAUCGAAUUUGUAAAGUAACACUGGAUGCACCCAUAUCAACAAAAGGUGCAAGUACAAAAAUAUUCGAUAGCAUCAAAGAAAUUGAGAGAAAUCGUCAACUGCUUUUGGCACAACAAGGUCCACAUGUCAUUGAACAUGAACGACAGAAAAUGAAUGACUUAAAGAAAAAGAGCCAUGAUGAAGCACGUGCACAAUAUCUAUCGAUGCUGAAUAAUAGCGUAGAUGGCAGCAAUAAUUGUACCACAACAAACUCACAAGCACAAAUCCCACAGGAACAGGAGUUGCAAAAGUUAAAAACGGAUAAAGAAAAUUCGACACAAAUGAAUAAAAUAAAUCAAAAAAAUAAUUAUGAAAACAAAAAACAACAAAAUGCAGAUAUAAAAAAUCUAGAGAACAACGAUGAAAAUUCUAGUCAGGUGCUAGAUGGCAUGUGUUGUUUGUGUAAUCAUUCUAAAAAGUUUUCUGGUUUAAAUCCUCGAUAUAUCAAGAAGUUAAGUACAUCGGUUUAUAGCUUAGAGAAAAAAAAGCUUAUUCCACUUAAAUUCGUUGUUCAAUUAGUGUAUCCAGAAAAUCUGGAUAGCGCUAUUAUAUUGUAG
Molecule: messenger RNA, 4185 nt
Organism: Teleopsis dalmanni
Lineage: Eukaryota; Metazoa; Arthropoda; Insecta; Diptera; Diopsidae
Product: pleckstrin homology-like domain family B member 1
Exons: 9
Coding region: 460-4185 (1241 amino acids)
Molecular function (GO): protein binding
Source: RefSeq, a predicted model, not a curated record